Manihot esculenta (cassava) is the source of this 1760-nucleotide messenger RNA. RefSeq names its product protein BIG GRAIN 1-like E. The coding region runs from base 436 to 1392 and encodes 318 amino acids. The transcript has a single exon. The record is from RefSeq and is a predicted model, not a curated record. NCBI's taxonomy places the organism in Eukaryota, Viridiplantae, Streptophyta, Magnoliopsida, Malpighiales, Euphorbiaceae. Gene Ontology annotation, biological process: auxin-activated signaling pathway.
AACAUCCACUCGAAAGCUAAUCCCACCAAAACAGACUAAGACCCUAGAAUCCAAGGAAGCACAGCACCUUGACCCCCCACCAUACCCAACAAAACCUCUGGUUUUCACAGUUUGAGAUGGAUAAAAGCAUGUUUUCAUUGUGCCCCACUCCUCUUGUGUAAAAUAUAAAGCACAACAUUCACAUAGAUGUGAGUCUCUCCAAAAACAUUCUUCAUCAUAUAAUAUCAUAUGAAAUUGAUUAUUACAAAGCUAACCCUCCCACCACUCUCGAUCAUUUCAAAACUAUUCCCUCUACAAUCUCACUAGCCUCUCCCUUUAUAAACCCCUUUCUCUCAUAGUCUCAUACUUCUCUUCCAAUAAAUACCUUUCACACUUGUGACAUAUCUUCCAAAUAGAGCUUCCACACCACAUAACAGAAAUAUUCAAGUUUCAACCAUGUCUAUUACAGGACUCCCGGAAAAAUCUAAACUUUACAAGAAAUCAUUUCAUCGCAGGAAUGAUUCUGAUGAGCUUGAUGUGUUUGAGGCAUCGAGGUAUUUCUCAGGAUACAAUGAAGCUUUGAGUUAUAAUGGUGCAAAUUAUGCAGAAAAAGUCAUGAGAGAAGAUCAUAGACAUCUUUGGAAAGGAGGAAGAAUGAGCUUAGACUUGCCAAUGAGAAAUCCACUACCUCAGCAGUCAUACACAGUGGAAAAGCAAAUAUCGAAAGAGAAGAAAUAUAAGCAACCAAGCUCUCCCGGGGGUAGACUAGCCAGCUUCUUGAAUUCUCUCUUCAACCAAACCAGCUCUAAAAAGAAGAAAUCAAAGUCUGCCACACAGUUAAUGAAAGAUGAGGAUGAAAGCCCCAGCGGAAGAAGGAAAAGGAGGAGCAGCAUUAGUAAUUUUCGAAGCUCAAGCACCACAGAUGGGAAAUCUUUCUAUUCUUCUUCAAGUUCUGGUUUCAGAACACCUCCUCCUUAUGCAGACACUCCUACAAAGGGCUACAAGGACUUCAGAAGCUGUUCAGAUCAUAAACAAGUUUCCCUGUCAAAACACAAUGGAAAUACGAAAUCUACAGCCUUCCAGAAUGAGGUAUUGGAUGAGAAAAGGAACACAGAUUUAUCGUGGAUGGAUGAGAAACUUAAAUACGAUGAUGGAUUUUCUGAGAAAACCAAGAGCCUUGGUCAUCAAUAUUUAGAGAAAGAUAGGAUUUGGAUUGAUCAGUAUCCACCGGAAGAGAAGGAAUUUAAAAAAUUCAAUGAGGUGGAUGAUGGAGCUGAGAGUGAUUCAAGUUCUGAUUUGUUUGAGUUGCAAAACUAUGACUUGGGCAUCUAUUCAAGUGGUCUGCCUGUGUAUGAGACGACACAUAUGGAUAGCAUCAAAAGGGGAGCACCAAUUUCCAACAGCACCCUUUGAGAAUGUACAUUUUCCCUUGUUGAUGGGUUCUUUCUUGUCAUUACUAUUGGAAGCUGUGAGAAGAACAUUGAUGUCCUAGAUUUUGCAAUUUUUCCUAUGUCUAUGUGCUUUCCAUCUGUUUCUGUGUAUGUACAGUAUGUAAUGUUUAUGUAAUGUUUCUUUGUCUUUAUUUUCUUUCUCUACUUUUUGGUUUCUGGAGCUGGAUUGCGAGAAUAUUAAAAAGUCUACCAUUGGAUUGUCUUGCUUAGAUUGUGGCAUGACCCGUAUUUUUUCACUAUAUUGAUAAGCAAAAGCAUUAUCAACCCAUGUGGAUUACAUCUUUUGACCUUGGACAAGGAGCAAUGAUAGAUUAAACAUUAAUUUCCUCC